Messenger RNA from Episyrphus balteatus (marmalade hoverfly), 3628 nucleotides. RefSeq lists its product as uncharacterized. The coding region runs from base 287 to 3031 and encodes 914 amino acids. The record is from RefSeq and is a predicted model, not a curated record. Gene Ontology annotation, biological process: phosphatidylinositol phosphate biosynthetic process; intracellular signal transduction. Gene Ontology annotation, cellular component: phosphatidylinositol 3-kinase complex. NCBI's taxonomy places the organism in Eukaryota, Metazoa, Arthropoda, Insecta, Diptera, Syrphidae. Gene Ontology annotation, molecular function: 1-phosphatidylinositol-3-kinase regulator activity. The transcript has 11 exons.
UUUGUAGUAAAUAUGGCCGCCCAGACGUAUAGUAAAUUUGUGAAAAAAUUUCGUACCACCACUUUUUUAUUGAAAAAUUUAAAUUAGUUUAGUAAAAAGUUAAAAAAAAACACCUUAUCCGGGGAUCUGCAAUAAUUCUUCUCAGUGCUGCCGUGUGUCGUUCUGCUUAGUUUUAAUCGUCUGGAUAAAACCAUGAAUUAACAACCCAAUCACACAACAAAAAAAAAAGACUGCAACUUAACCAAAAAAAAAAUAGAAAACAAAUAUAAAAAUAAGCAAACAAGAAAUGGAACCUCAAAUUUCAGCCAAAUCUAAAGAGCUCAGUAAUUGUAAUGACUCUUUAGUUCCAUCCGUUAUUUUGAAUUCGACUACGGCUAUAAUAAAUCUGUGCAAUAGUGACAGCUUUGGAAUGAUUGCAUCAAAUCAUGAGUUAAUCAGUGCCAAUAGUAUUGAAUUAAAUGCUGCAACUUCUCUAAGUGAUGACUCAGGUGUUCCGCUUACAACAAACAGUUCAAUAUCAAGUGGAGAUUCGUAUCGCUUGGGGAUAUGUAAAUUUGAAAUGGAGUUGGCAGAAAGCGAUGGAGAAGUAUCACAAUUUGAUUCACUUGAUAACUGCUCCGAAGGAGGAAUGAGCGCAGAGAAUUUUAAUACUUUGAAAAAAGUUCCACUUGCCCCUAUCGACCCGCCACCAGAGUUUCAAGACUCUCCUCAUACAACACUCACAAGAUCUCUUUCAAAAAACGUAUUAAACAACAUCCCGCGAUGGUCAUCGCAAUCAUCGCUUCAAAUCAACGACAUGACGGACAAGCCCACGCCAAAUAUUAUUGUAGAACUUAAUCCAAUCAUUGCUCACGUCGAAAGCGCACUUAAAGAUUCAUACUCUAAGCAACAUAUCUACUCAAGUGAUUCCAUUUUAAAUAGCAGUAACAUGGAUAAUAUAUACGAUGAACCAAACGAUAUUUUAAGCUCCUCCGUUGGAAAUAGCAUUGAUGUUGUGGACCAACAGAAACUGGCUCUAUGUCCUCACUUUCAAGACCACACACGUUACUUCAGAGCCAUUCCAUCAGAGCAGGACGUUGCUACGCACACCCAACAAAUGCAAUUACAGAGAUUCAAUUUAGCAGGUCUCUCUGAAAUACACGAUUAUGAUCUCUAUUAUGGCCUCAAGCGUAGUGCAUAUCAAGAUGGCAGCUUACAACGAAGACUUUUGUAUAGUCCUUUGCAUCACCAGCAUUAUCAGCACCAUUAUCAUUAUCAUUCAGGUGGCAGUGGCAAUAGACCCAACUCUCGAAAUUCAUUGAAUAGUCGACUGUCAAGCUCGCACAAUUCGUUAAGUGUAUCAAAUGCAAACAAGGCAGAUGAUUCGAUCUUUAUAACCCAAGCAAUGUCUCACGAUGCUCUAUUGACACGUGAGAUAUCCGAUUUCUACAAUGUGCCAAUCGAUUCGGAUAUAUAUGCAUUUCCCAUUGAUAUGAUUAAGCCCCCCGAUGCCAAAGAUACAAUAAUAAGUAAAUACAAAGAUAGCAUGAAGUCGAACCAAAAGAAUCGCUUAAAGUACUCGCGGAACAACAAACGACGAAAACGAAACAACAAUAAUAACAUAAACAACUUGAACAAUAACAAUACCAGCACCGAUGAUAACAUAUCUGGAAUUGAUAAGCUUGAAAUUGACAAGAGCAAGACUAAAGCUAACAAAGCCGCCGAUGAUAAGCGACACAGUGUGCCCGAGAAUCCAAUUGAACCGCUUCACAUGACCCUCGACGAAGUGAAACAAUUCUAUCACACUUUGUAUUCGGAUGCAAAGGACAUACCAAUGAGAAACAAUACAACGAGUACUUUGGCUCAUAAAUCGACAGCCACUAGCAAAACUCCCACCCAUAGUAUCACAUUGAAUCGUUCAUCAAAUGGUUUAUGUGGUGGUAAUGGCGGCGGAGGAAAUGGAGGUGGCGGUACAAUAAUAACACCUCGACCUAAGCAUUCAACUUUAAAACAAGUGUCAAUUAAUCACUCAAAGAGCAUUUCCAAUUCGGCCAGUAUUAAGAAUACUAAAUUGGUUGUAGGAAGCGGUGGCGAUAAAACCAAUGACGUAUCAAAUAAUAAUAAUAUAAACAACAUAAAUAAUAAUAAUCACAUAAGUAAGAUAACUACGAUUCAGACGGAGAAAAAGUCACAGUUUACGUUGAAUUUGAAACAGAAAUUUUGUAGUAUAUUUCGUUUUCGUAAGAGCCACAAUCGAUGCAGAGCCAAUUCCACCGAUUCGGCUGAGUAUAUUUCUUCAAAUAAAGAUCAGUCGACCACAACGAAUCAACAACCAGAAUCGGCUGAUGAUAAGCGAAGGAAGUUUCAGUCGCGAGCCCUGCCACCAUUGCCAAAAAAAGCUGAAUUCGACGUUCUUACAGCAGGUGUUGAAACCCAAGAAAACUUGUCUGAUAUCGAUGAUAAGGAUAGAAAGAAAACUGAAUUACGUUCAUUUCAUUUUACAUCCAGUAUAGAAAAAGUCAAAGACUAUGGAUGGUAUUGGGGACCACUUUCCAGCGAAGCUGCCGAAAAAGUCCUUUCAAAUGAACCCGAUGGCAGUUUUAUUGUUCGCGAUAGUUCCGAUGAUCAUUAUAUUUUUUCAUUAAGCUUCAAGCUAAACAACUGUGUGCGUCAUGUGAGAAUAGAGCAGGACCAAGGAACAUUCUCAUUUGGUUCGUACGCAAAAUUUAAAUCACAAACCAUAACUGAAUUCAUCGAAAAAGCCGUGGAGCAUUCUAGGAGUGGAAGAUAUUUAUUCUUCUUGCAUAGAAGACCAGAGCAUGGACCCAUGCGAGUACAAUUAACAAAUCCUGUAUCUAGAUUUAAACAUAUUCAAAGCCUACAGCACAUGUGCAGAUUUGUUAUUUUGAAAGCUGUAGUUCGUAAAGAUCUUAUACAGACAUUGCCAUUACCAAGAAGACUUUUAGAUUAUCUAAACUACAAACACUGUUAUUCCGAACAAGUUGAAAGUGAUAGUUCUCAGUCUCAAAUGUCUGGAGACGGUCAGGUUUAGAAGAGGAAGAUGUUUAUUAAUGCCAUAAUAAGGUCAAUUUUGCUUUUAGGCUGUAAGCAGUGAUUUUAUAAUAAUAUUAUAAUUAAUAUAUUACGAUUUAGUUUUUUAAUAAGAUACAAACGAAUAAGUAAAAACAAAAAUAAAUAAAAAUAAAUUAAUAUUAAUUGAUUUAAAUAAAAUACUAUUAUACAUACUUAAAUAAUAAAUAAAAUUUGUACUCGGUGCUAUACUGUAAGUGAAUAAUAUUACAAAACAUAAUUUAUACUUUAGUAAUUUAAAAUAAACAAUAAAUGUUGUAAGACUCUGAUUCAGUAUAAGAAACCAUUGAUAAUGUGAAUAAUAUCAUCAAUAGGAUAUACUUAAAGUAUUGUUUCUAUUUUGCUUUAAUUUUUAUUCAAAAUCAUCAUCUAAAAUUAAUAAUAAUAAUAAUAAAAAAAUUCGAAUAAAAAUAAAAAUCGAAAAAAAAAAUACCGAUAAAUUUAUAUAAUACGAAAUAAUUUUUAGUAAGACGAAAAUACAAAUCAGAAAAGCAUGCUGGAUUCGUGUCUAUUUUAGAAUACAACACGUUACGCAAUAAACGUUAACAGUCAUUGAAAA